Messenger RNA from Spodoptera littoralis (African cotton leafworm), 972 nucleotides. Lineage: Eukaryota; Metazoa; Arthropoda; Insecta; Lepidoptera; Noctuidae. The record is from the annotation of a GenBank genome assembly.
AUGACAACACCACGCGAACACCGUCCCAACGACACUGUUGAGUUAUUACCUUUAAAAUCUGCUCUAGUCAACAAUAAUUAUAAAGAUGAAGACUCGUAUUACCCGCCUCCUCUCAACAACAACCCGUCGAGCUCCAAUCUCUACGACUACACACUACUGUCGAAGAGGACGCCGGCCUCUAAAAGAUUACUAUCACGCACCCAGCAGCCUGCGCCCACGCCGAUGUUGACGUUAUGCGGCGCGCCGCCCCCCUCCAGGAAGAGAGAGGAGCUGACCGCGCUUGCCAACCUCAGGAAGAAGGUCUCACCUGCCUUACUGCAACCUGAACGAAACGCCAAUAAAAACGACAACGAACAAAAUAAGAAUAGUAAUGAAGAGACUCUCGACAAUCGGCCCAAGCUUUUACAAAGGGUGCUUCAAUCCAAGCCAGUGAGCAUGGUGGUUCAGUGGAGCGAGGUCCGCACUGCCUGGCAGGACAGUGACUUCAUAACCGAGUGUCUGUGCUGGCACAACGUCUACCGCCAGAGACACGGCGCGCCACAGCUCUACAUGGCACCAGAGCUAUGCGACUACGCACAGGCGUGGGCGAAUCAUCUGGCGCACACUAACAAGUUCCACUACAGAAAUGAUCGUGAUGUCGGUCAGAACUUGUACCAGCGCCCCGUCAGCGCUCUCCAACCAGAUGUCACAGGUCAAGAAGUGUCUUCGUACUGGUACGCCGCAGUGCGCCAGUACAGCUAUUUCAAAGAGCCUGAUGUCCUCCACGCUAAUGUUAACGCAGGCCACUUCACGCAAAUGGUUUGGGUAGCCACGACGUUCUUUGGCGUCGGGAAAGCUCGAUCCCGAGACGGUAAAGUGAUAGUAGUGGCCAACUACUCCCCGCCAGGCAACUUGUCAGGACAGUUCGAGGCGAACGUCCUCCCCCCUCUACCUGAGAACUUCCCAGACAUACCAACCCCCCCACAACACUGA